Messenger RNA from Tupaia belangeri chinensis (Chinese tree shrew), 5951 nucleotides. RefSeq names its product G protein-coupled receptor kinase 5 (gene GRK5). Gene Ontology annotation, biological process: regulation of signal transduction; signal transduction; protein phosphorylation. The record is from RefSeq and is a predicted model, not a curated record. Gene Ontology annotation, molecular function: ATP binding; G protein-coupled receptor kinase activity. NCBI's taxonomy places the organism in Eukaryota, Metazoa, Chordata, Mammalia, Scandentia, Tupaiidae. Gene Ontology annotation, cellular component: cytoplasm.
CCGCCGGCCGGCUCCCUCGCUGACCGCCGACUGUCAAUGGAGCUGGAAAACAUCGUGGCCAACACGGUCUUGCUGAAAGCCAGGGAAGGAGGCGGAGGAAAGCGCAAGGGGAAAAGCAAGAAGUGGAAGGAAAUCCUGAAGUUCCCUCACAUUAGCCAGUGUGAAGACCUCCGAAGGACCAUAGACAGGGAUUACUGCAGUUUAUGUGACAAGCAGCCAAUUGGGAGGCUGCUUUUCCGGCAGUUCUGUGAAACCAGGCCUGGGCUGGAGUGUUUCAUUCAGUUCCUGGACUCAGUGGCAGAAUAUGAAGUUACUCCAGAUGAAAAACUGGGAGAGAAAGGGAAGGAAAUUAUGACCAAGUACCUCACUGCAAAGUCCCCAGUUUUCAUUGCCCGAGUUGGCCAAGACCUGGUUUCCCAGACGGAGGAGAAGCUCCUGCAGAAGCCCUGCAAAGAAGUCUUUUCAGCCUGUGUGCAGUCUGUCCAUGACUACCUAAAGGGAGAGCCAUUCCACAAAUAUCUGGACAGCAUGUAUUUUGACCGCUUUCUCCAGUGGAAAUGGCUGGAAAGGCAACCGGUGACCAAAAAUACUUUCAGACAGUAUCGAGUUCUAGGAAAAGGGGGCUUCGGUGAGGUCUGUGCCUGCCAGGUUCGGGCCACGGGUAAAAUGUAUGCUUGCAAGCGCUUGGAAAAGAAGAGGAUCAAAAAGAGGAAAGGAGAGUCCAUGGCACUUAACGAGAAGCAAAUUCUAGAGAAGGUCAACAGUCAGUUUGUGGUCAACCUGGCCUAUGCCUACGAGACCAAAGAUGCGCUGUGCUUGGUCCUGACCAUCAUGAACGGGGGUGACCUGAAGUUCCACAUCUACAACAUGGGUAACCCUGGCUUCGAGGAGGAGCGAGCCCUAUUUUACGCAGCAGAGAUCCUCUGCGGCCUGGAAGAUCUCCACCGCGAGAACACCGUGUACCGAGAUCUGAAACCUGAAAACAUCCUGCUAGAUGAUUACGGCCACAUCCGGAUCUCAGACCUGGGGCUGGCUGUGAAGAUUCCUGAGGGAGACCUGAUCCGUGGCCGGGUGGGCACCGUCGGUUACAUGGCUCCAGAGGUCCUGAACAACCAGAGGUACGGCCUGAGCCCUGACUACUGGGGCCUGGGCUGCCUCAUCUAUGAGAUGAUCGAGGGCCAGUCGCCAUUCCGUGGCCGCAAGGAGAAGCUGAAGCGGGAAGAGGUGGACCGCCGGGUCCUGGAGACCGAGGAGGCAUAUUCCCACAAGUUCUCUGAGGAGGCCAAGUCCAUCUGCAAGAUGCUGCUCACCAAAGAUGCAAAGCAGAGGCUGGGCUGCCAGGAGGAGGGUGCUGCAGAGGUCAAGAGGCACCCUUUCUUCAGGAACAUGAAUUUCAAGCGCUUAGAAGCUGGGAUGUUGGACCCUCCCUUCGUUCCAGAUCCCCGAGCCGUGUACUGCAAGGACGUACUGGACAUCGAGCAGUUCUCCACCGUGAAGGGCGUCAACCUGGACCACACGGAUGAUGACUUCUACUCCAAGUUCUCCACGGGCUCCGUGUCCAUCCCGUGGCAAAACGAGAUGAUAGAAACAGAAUGCUUUAAGGAGCUGAACGUGUUUGGACCUAACGGUACCCUCUCGCCAGACCUGAACAGGAGCCACCCUCCGGAACCGCCAAAGAAGGGGCUGCUCCAGAGAAUCUUCAAGCGUCAGCAUCAGAACAAUUCCAAGAGUUCUCCCAAUUCCAAGACCAAUUUUAAUCACCACAUAAAUUCAAACCAUGUCAGUUCAAACUCCACGGGAAGCAGCUAGUUCCGGUUCUGGCCCUGACGUCCAUGGUGGACCACCCAGACCCUCCUACUUAGACACGGCACCAGCGGAGCUUUGCUCUGGCUGGGUGACUGGGGAGCCUCCGAGCCAGGGACGGAAACCGUCCACAUCCUUGACGUACAGCCUCGAGGUUUCUCAAAGAAAUCCCCACUCAGGUCUGUUUUCUGAGGCGGCCCCCAAGCCGGGGUGGAUCGGAUCUUUGUCGAACAUUGCAAUAGAAACCCAAUGGGAUACGACACCUUGCACGCAUUUUAAUAGCGUCAUACCUAGAACUGAAUUUUGUCUUUAUUAUUUUUAAAGAAAAGUUUUGUAAAUUUCUCUAUUGUCUCAGUUUACAUUUUGUAUAUUUGUAUUUAAAUGAAAGUCAGACUUUGAGGGUGUAUAUUUUCUGUGCAGCCACUGAUAAGCCAUGUGUUUUGAGACAUUUUAGAGGGAGGGAGGGGAUUUACAAAAAAAGAAAAAAAAAAUGUGACUCAAAACUUCCAGAGCCUCAAAUGAGAAAAUGUUUUUAUUAAAUGUAGAAUGAUUCACAUUUCACCUUUAAAGGAUUGGUUGUAUUUCCCCACACCCCUCUAUUACCUUUCCCUCCCAUCGCUCUCACACUUCUGUUGGCUUACAACAGUCAGAAUUAAAUGUUCAAGACACACUUGGGUCUGCCUUUUGCCCCAGCUAGAACAUCCUCAGUGGGUGCCCACGGAGUCACCUGGGGUGCCCCGCGCCAUUGCUCUUCAGCCUCUGCCUCCGUUUUCCUCUGGAAGGUGGCCAGUGCACAAGCUGGAUGCCUUCAGCCCAGGGGGCUCUGGGCCUUUUUCUUUCUAAGCAGGUCCUGACUACUAAUGCCGGCAGUUUUCCAGAGCUUACGCUUGGAGAUGUUUGUUUUAUUUCAUUUUUAAGGAAAGCAUAAUGAUGACAAGGAGUAGUCACAGGACCCCAAGUGUCCCAAACCCUCCGGGUCUAGAAAGCAUUGGGAAGAGAGUCAGUCCAGUCACCCUGAGUGACCAUCUUCAUGUCUAUGGAGGGGGAGGAUGGCUUAUCCAGGUUCUUGGGCAUUGAGCGUGUUCUCAGGGUCUCAAGACUUUAAUGGAGCCUCACAAUUUUGCUGGCCCAUCUGGCACGGAUGAGUUUGUCUCUCCAGGCAGAUGGGAUGCCUCAGGAGAGGCCAGGCCACCAAAGAUGCUCAUGACAAACUCACUGUUACCUCCCCAGGAGAACUGGGGCAGAGGCAGGAUCUAAUUGGGUAUCUCAAAGCUUCAGCCCCAAGUAGCCCCGAGGGGACUUGGUAGCUUCAUUAGACCGAAGUCCUCUAACAACAGUGCCUGGACCCUCGCCACAUGGCUACCCAGCCUCAGGAGCUGCUGGCCACCCCCUGGCUGCCUCUAGAAGUGACGAGGUGAUGAGGAGACGAGCAAAUCUGCCCUCUCCUCCCUCCGGGACAGGGUGAGCUGUUGACUUCACUGCUCCCUUGCCUGGCUGAGUCCAAGGCAUCUGAUUUGGCUUCAGAACUGGUCUCAGUGCCCGGCAGAGCCAGGGUCUCUCACAGCGUGGGCUCUGCACUACCUGCCCUGGCACCACCUGCUGAAAUGCAGAUUCCAGAGCUCCAGACCUACAGAAUGGGAAUCACUAGGAGUGGGGCCCAGGAAUCUGCAUCCUUAUAAAGCUCACCAGGUCAUUCUGAUGACCCUGGAGUGUGAGAACCACUGCUGUAAGCCAUCAGCAGGGCUUGGGGUAUGGUCACCCCCAACAUCUCUGCCAGGGCGACUGGCAGCUCUGGAACGUGAGCUUUGAGGGAGGAGAGAACCCUCAGCACAUCAGCCUCACGCCUCAGUUUCCAUGUUCUCCCUUCAGACUAGGCCUAUGGGUCCUGGGGCAUGCUGGUAGGAAGGGACCUAACCUUUAGGACUAAUGAUUUUGAGGUCACUUUACAAACAAAUGGAAAAGAAGCAAUAGUUGGACUUCCCUGAGAUUCCUUAAAUACACAAUGUUAUUUUCUUCAAGACCAGCCCUUCUCAUGGGCGGCUUCCAUUGCCUUCCUGGGCUGAGUACAGACAAAAUACAACCAGCCAUACCCAGGCGAUGCCGAGGAAAAGCUCUCUGAUCAUCUCUUAGACCCCCAAGCUCUUGCUGACACUCCUUUCUUAAUGAAAAGAAGGACUGUCAUUCUCUUAGGAUGGUCACCAACCCAGCCACCACCCUACCCUGCCUUCCAGAAGGUUCUUUCCUUUUGCUCAAUUCAUAGUAACUCAACCCUUACCAAAUAGAUCGGUGUUGAGAAAUAUCUCUUUGUAUGUAUCAAAACCAAUGCACCAUCCAUUUGCAGUAGAGAUUCCCCAAGGAGCAAGAAAGAAAACACAAAUCUGGCUACUGUGUCUCUAGGCCGCAAGAGCCCCAGUGGUCUCAAGCACAGGCCUUUGCAUUGACUCGGAGGAUAAUUUAAGUCUUCCUUUAUGUUGGCCAUCUGUCCUCCUUGAGUGCCCAUGGCGGGUGGGGACAGAGUCACUUGGCCCAGCAUUCCUUUUGGCCCAUCCAUUGCGUUGUAGCAAGAGAAGUCUAGAAUAGUGCCUGAAAACGAGCUCUUCUCCACUCAGUCCCCACAUCCCUGUCCUUCCCCACUCACUCCUAUUGAUUUCUAUAGCUGCAUUUUUUUAAAGAUAUUUUUAAAUGAAAAAUGAACACCUCCUUUCCCGCAUCCACCUGUCCAGGAUAAGGCAUAUUUGGACAAUGAGUGGAUCUAACUCUCUAAUGCAUUUGAGCUCUUCACAGAAGAGCCUUUCUUGCUCCAAGUGUGACAUUUUUCUCACUUGAUGUUUGCUGACUUAGUGCCUUUGAGGUGAGACGCAGGGUCUCGCGGAAGCAUCUGUUUCCACUUUUCAGGAGACAAGCUGCUGCCCCAGUGGAUGGAGCAGCCUCUGCCAUGAUCUCCAUGACUUACAAAUGUUUAUCCAGGCCCUCGAAGCUCCCAGGAUAUCAUCCAGAAUAUCUAGAAAACCCCAUCCCCAUCUUUGUGGAAGAUGGCAUCCACAUCAACUUGGUCUCCAAUCUCUCUUGGCCUGGGACAUCACUUUCUAAACCAUGAGGCUCGAGGGCUGCUGACUUGCACAGUAGCUAAGUGUUGUAUGUCUUGGGCAGCCAUGGGAGGGUUUGCUUGUUCCCGAAAUGCUUUGCUCAUCUUGGAAGGGUGGGUGGUGGGGAGGUCUGUGCUGGGACACAGGCAGUGUGGGCUUGGUUAUAUGUACACUCGUGGGGACACAUGUUGGUGUUGAGUUCUGCGGACACGCACAUGGACACUGCCUUUGCACCUGCCUGGAAGUCCAGGUGAGCCCCUGAGGAUGCUGAGGGCUGCUUUCCAGGAAGCUAGGAAGUGUUUAUGCCUCUCCAAGAAGCCCAGCUCGCUGUUGAAAUUCCUCCUCUUCUUCCACACCCUCUCUUGUCCUGGAAGGCUCAGGUCAUCAGUUCCUGUCUCCCACCAACUUUCUCACUGAGCUGCUGAUCUCAGUACAGUGGGGGCACCAUGGCCUCCUUGAGUAUCCCAAGGCCUUGCCAAAAGAAAAUGGUGGCUUCCUGGACAACCGGACGUCUCUGAGAGGAAGAGGGUGGCGGUCGGCUCUUUUCUGGGGCUGCUGCGUAGUUGAAUAUCUGGCUGAGUACCUGGACCUUUCCAAGGGCAACCUCUUCGGGUUGUCUUCUGCCCUCGUAACCCAACACUCUGAGAUAGGACCUAACUUUUUAGCCUUUGCUGUGGAAAGAUAGUGAGUCUGAAAUCUUCGUGCAUCUGGAAGCGACGUAGCUGUUUAAGUUAGGAACAGCAGAGAUUGCGCUUCUUCAUGAUCACAACAGACCACCCCUGGGAAGCCUCGCCCCUGAGGACCUUCUGUACCUGCUCAGCCAACCACUCGGCUGCUAAAGUGCAGAUGAGUCCAGGCCCCACACAGGCACGAGGUGUCCCAUCUGGCCUAAACGAUUUAAUAAAAGGGUGUGACAGGGACAGUGGUUUAAAACAUUUGAAAAGCUAGUCUCCCCUAGGAGGAAAGAACACUUCCCCCUGAAAAGACGAAUCUCGAUCUCUUUUCCCAGCUGGAGAAAUCAAGUUUGUCAUGGAUAAAAAGUAAGUGUUCUCAGUUAGAAGA